GCAGGCGAUGGUCUGUGGCUUCGACCGCUGUGGCGUUAGCGACUCUCAGUGGUUCACCAUCGACGGGCCAUCCAUCAAGUAGUGUUACCCCGGACACAUGCUGCAAAUUGGAUAUCAAUUAAACGUCAAUUAAGGCACACUGGAAAGGAGACCGCUGGCCGGCCGGUGUUUCGGUGACCGCACGAGUGCUUCAAGUGACCCAGGUGCUACCGAGUGAGCUUUCGAUCUUCCGGGAGAAGGCGGGCCAAACCGAGCCAGACCAGCCCCGCCAUGACCAACGCGGAGGCGAGCUUCGACGAGAUGCUGGCCCAGGCCGGCGACGACGGACGGUUUCAGCGGCGCUACAAUCUGCUGUUCAACUUCGGUGCCGUCUGCUUCGCGUCCAUGACGUACAUGAGCAUCAUCUUGGCACUGAACAAGCCGCCCCACAACUGCCACGUGCCGGGCAUGGAGCGGUACAACAUUACCGAUGCGGAAUACUGGAAGAAUCUGACGUUGCCACGGGAAUCCGACAAUCGGGGCAUGCUUGGAUUCAGCAAAUGUCAAAUGUACAACGUCAGCGAGGAGCAUCUGCAGCGUCCGUACGCCGAGUGGAGCUUUCAGGAGAGCGACAUCAUCGAUUGUGCCCAUGGUUACGAGUACGACCGGACGUACUACGACCGGACACCGAUCACCGAGCACGAUUGGAUCUGCGACAAGGGCUUCCGGGAGACGAACAUUUUCAUCUACAAUCGACUCGGUGAGCUGGUCGGUACCGUCGUCUUCGGUCAACUCGGCGACACAUUAGGCCGCCGGCCCGUCUACUAUCUCAGUGUGCUGAUUAUCACGCUCGGUCGGCUGGUUUCCAUGUUUACGGCCGGCUUCUACGUAGUGUUCUGCAUCGCGGCCAUUGCCGGCAGCCUGACGGCGCACUCUUGCUUCCAGGCCCCGUUCAUCAUCGCCAUGGAGAUAUCGAAAAGCGAACGGCGUGGCACCAUUUCGAUGAUGCAGUCCUUCGGCUGGACGACCGGUAUGUGCAUCCUGCCGAUGGUGUUCUGGGCCACCAAGGACUGGUUCUGGGCGCUGAUGAUUGUAACGCUACCGAUCGUCAUCUUCACCGGCAUUACACGCUACCAGAUUGAAUCCCCCCGCUGGAUGGCGACACGAGGUGACUACGCGGGAGCGAUGAAGAUGCUCCGGCGGAUAGCGACUAUCAACGGUGUCCGGGAGCUGCCAUACGAUGAGCACAUCCUGCAGAAGCGUCUGGCAACGCAUCGGACGGACACCGUGUAUGGCGUCGCAUCGCUCUUCAGCGGAUGGCGAAUGGCAAGGAACACUAUGCUGGUCGUCCUGUGCUGGACGGUGGGCAGUGUGCUGUACUUUACGCUCGUCCUGCUGAGCGCCCGGAUGGAUGGCAAUCCGUUUUUGAACUUUAUGCUCCAAAGUAUCAUUGAGGUACCGGCGGCACUCAUCGGCCAGCGCUGCAGUGACCGGUUCGGAAGGCGGGCCACGAACGCGACGGCCUUUUGUGCGGCCGCCCUCACCUGCGGCGCGCUAGUGCUGAUCGUGCGCGAUCCGGCACUCGAGUCGCUGGCCACCAUCCUCGCGACGCUCGUCAAGUUCUUCAUCAGCAUCACGUUCUUCGCUGUGAACCUGCAGUCGAUCGAGAUUUACCCCACUUGCCUGCGGCAGACGGGCAUGGCGUUUGGCACGAUUGCCUCCACCCUGUUCGGCACCGUCGGCCCGUAUCUGGUGUACCUGGGCACGGAGUACGACGUGCGCAUCCCGUUUCUGGUGAUGGGCCUGUCGGCAGCCAUCGGCAUCUUUGCCGGGCUGUUCCUGCCGGAAACGUUACACCAAGCGCUUCCCAACACGAUCGAAGAGGCACGCAACUUUGGCAAACACCAACGGUUCUGGUCAUUGCCGAAGGCACCGGCAAAGAAACAUGCAGACGCCGCAAAACACCAACGACAGCCGGAAGCCGAAGACGCCCGCGAGACGGUUCGUUUAAAUGUACCGGAAGAUGAGACGAAACAGAUCAACCGUGAAUAAAGCUCGAGUUUUGCAUCAACCACUUACCCCUGGAAAGAUCCUUUUCAAAGAAGGUUUGCGCUGUUUGGGCGUUUUCUUUCUUCUUGGCUAAAAUCAAAAAAUAAACAAAAA
Anopheles bellator is the source of this 2142-nucleotide messenger RNA. RefSeq names its product beta-alanine transporter-like. The transcript is spliced from 8 exons. Lineage: Eukaryota; Metazoa; Arthropoda; Insecta; Diptera; Culicidae. Gene Ontology annotation, biological process: transmembrane transport. The coding region runs from base 271 to 2031 and encodes 586 amino acids. Gene Ontology annotation, molecular function: transmembrane transporter activity. Gene Ontology annotation, cellular component: membrane. The record is from RefSeq and is a predicted model, not a curated record.